Macrosteles quadrilineatus (aster leafhopper) is the source of this 3285-nucleotide messenger RNA. RefSeq lists its product as uncharacterized. Lineage: Eukaryota; Metazoa; Arthropoda; Insecta; Hemiptera; Cicadellidae. Bases 163 to 3180 code for a protein of 1005 amino acids. The transcript has 22 exons. The record is from RefSeq and is a predicted model, not a curated record.
ACUUCUAAGUUGUACUUGUUGUAGCAUCAGGUGUUGUCCAAGUGUCAAGUUUAGGAUGUAUUCUUUCUGUCAUGCUGAAUACAUUAAAUAAAUAAGUUUUGAUUUAUAACUUCCUUUUUAUUUUAAGUAUAUUUUAUCUUAUUUUUUAAGUGAAACAGAAAGAUGCUACCGAAACUACAAAUUUCUCAGAGUGUCAUAACUCGAUUGAGUGAAGCGAGGGAUGGUAAAGAGGGAGCUGUGUAUGGAACAAUGUACGAUAACACAUUGCUCAUCCUGGGACUCAGUGUUAGUCCAUCUCAUAUCGGAGCAGAUCCUUACAUCGAGCUACAGACUCACUUUCCCACCAAGAUAGACUUCUGCGGCACAGUUACCUUCACAGACGAAACUGAUGACACACAAUUGUCUCCUGAUACCCUAGAUGUCCUGAAGGAAGUGCUGGUUACGGAUAACCCUCUUGUGAUGAAGCGUGCAGUCAACUCGAGUGCGCUUCGAGCUUACUUCUACUGCAAUGAGAAGCUGGUAGAGGUACCGCAUGUGGUCCUGUCGGAGUCUGAUGUGUGUCAACGCUUUGUCCAUGUUAGACUACGCACCACGCUGCCACUGGUGUGUGAGGCGGAACCUAACGCUAUCAAGGAGGCUAUCAACAACCUGCAGAAACAGGUAUCAUCAGGGACCGUAGGGUUUCAUGUACCACAAGCCAAGAUCUACAUAUUUGGUGCGGAGCUGGAAGAGUCCGGGAUCCUUGUUGGAGAACUGCAUGAUUCCAUACGAUCUCCUGAGAGUAAGAAGAAACCUCCCACUUCACUAGAAGCUUCAGAGGUGAUCAAUGUGUCCAUGCUACAUAAAGCAACAAGAGACAGCCUCAGUGAGAACACAUCUCGUAUAGCUCCCGUCAUUCAGCAUCUCAAGUGUAACAAACAGCUGGUGCAGGUAGAGUUGCCAGUGGACCACCUAGCUCUGCUAGACAGAGAGACUCACACAGCAGAGUUGUACUCUGUACUGGUAGACACUUUGUGUCGCUCACUCAGAGUGUUUGAGAGGUGUCUCAGUCAGGGACACAAGCGGCUGGCUGUACCACGAGCCUACCACUUCCUACCUCCACACCUUGGACACUUCCUCACACUCGUCUACCUCUCUAACAGAACUGACGAUGACUUGAAGAGUAGAAGGGAAUGGUUCCACGACCAGUUGAAGCUGCCACAGGAUAGACCUGUUUUCAGGAAAGGAAAUGUUCAUGUGUUCAAAGAAGAGCUGUCACCUAACUCACCACUUGUCAAUCCUCACGAAGGCCUCAGUCCUGCAUUGAAGGAAGGAAAGGUGAGUGUGGUGUCUGGCCGCUACAGCUAUCACCACUACAUGCAGGACAACUUCAAUGAUGAUGGCUGGGGCUGUGCAUACAGAAGCUUACAGACGGUCAUCUCAUGGUUCAGAUUGCGUUGUAAUGUGUUGUGUUUUGAAGGAAGGAGAGUGAAGGAAGGAGAGGUGAGUGUGGUGUCUGGCCGCUACAGCUAUCACCACUACAUGCAGGACAACUUCAAUGAUGAUGGCUGGGGCUGUUCAUACGGGUGCUUACAGACAGUCAUCUUAUGGUUCAGAUUGCACUUGAAGGAAGGAGAGGUGAGUGUGGUGUCUGGCCGCUACAGCUAUCACCACUACAUGCAGGACAACUUCAAUGAUGAUGGCUGGGGCUGUUCAUACGGGUGCUUACAGACAGUCAUCUCAUGGUUAAGAUUGUGUUUGAAGGAAGGAGAGGUGAGUGUGGUGUCUGGUCGAUACAGCUAUCACCACUACAUGCAGGACAACUUCAAUGAUGAUGGCUGGGGCUGUUCAUACGGGUGCUUACAGACGGUCAUCUCAUGGUUCAGAUUGUGCUUGAAGGAAGGAGAGGUGAGUGUGGUGUCUGGUCGAUACAGCUAUCACCACUACAUGCAGGACAACUUCAAUGAUGAUGGCUGGGGCUUGAAGGAAGGAGAGGUGAGUGUGGUGUCUGGCUGCUACAGCUAUCACCACUACAUGCAGGACAACUUCAAUGAUGAUGGCUGGGGCUGUUCAUACGGGUGCUUACAGACGGUCAUCUCAUGGUUCAGAUUGUGCUUGAAGGAAGGAGAGGUGAGUGUGGUGUCUGGCCGCUACAGCUAUCACCACUACAUGCAGGACAACUUCAAUGACGAUGGCUGGGGCUGUGCAUACAGGAGCUUACAGACAGUCAUCUCAUGGUUCAGAUUGUGCUUGAAGGAAGGAGAGGUGAGUGUGGUGUCUGGCCGCUACAGCUAUCACCACUACAUGCAGGACAACUUCAAUGAUGAUGGCUGGGGCUUGAAGGAAGGAGAGGUGAGUGUGGUGUCUGGUCGAUACAGCUAUCACCACUACAUGCAGGACAACUUCAAUGAUGAUGGCUGGGGCUGUUCAUACGGGUGCUUACAGACGGUCAUCUCAUGGUUCAGAUUGUGCUUGAAGGAAGGAAAGGUGAGUGUGGUGUCUGGCCGCUACAGCUAUCACCACUACAUGCAGGACAACUUCAAUGAUGAUGGCUGGGGCUGUUCAUACGGGUGCUUACAGACGGUCAUCUCAUGGUUCAGAUUGUGCUUGAAGGAAGGAGAGGUGAGUGUGGUGUCUGGCCGCUACAGCUAUCACCACUACAUGCAGGACAACUUCAAUGAUGAUGGCUGGGGCUGUGCAUACAGAAGCUUACAGACGGUCAUCUCAUGGUUCAGGCAUCAAGGUUACACGGAUCGUCCGGUUCCCUCACACAAGGAGAUACAACAGUGUCUGGUAGACAUCAAAGACAAGCCAGUGAGCUUCGUGGGGUCUCGCCAGUGGAUCGGCUCAACAGAGGUGAGCUUCUGUCUGGACACCAUGCUGGGAGUCACUUGUCGCAUCAUCAACGUGAGCUCCGGCAGCGAGCUGCAGGAACUGGGAGGAACUCUGGCCAACCACUUCAACACUCAUGGAACACCUGUCAUGAUUGGAGGAGGAGUUCUGGCCCACACUAUCCUGGGAGUGACUCUGGACCGGGACUCUGGAGAUGUAAGAUUCCUGAUCCUGGACCCUCACUACACAGGCAGUGAGGACCUUCGCACUAUCCAGUCCAAGGGCUGGGUCGGCUGGAAGAAACCUGACUUUUGGAACAAGACAGCUUACUACAACAUGUGCUUGCCGCUUCGUCCGCAGUGCUUCUGAGGCACAGCGCCAGCGCAACGCUAUAUUAUUUUUAUAGAAGAUAUUUAUAUGCAUCCUGCCGCAAUUGUUGUACCCAUUUUGAUUAAAUAUGUUUUAUUUUUGUUC